Messenger RNA from Linnemannia hyalina, 2418 nucleotides. The record is from the annotation of a GenBank genome assembly. NCBI's taxonomy places the organism in Eukaryota, Fungi, Mortierellomycota, Mortierellomycetes, Mortierellales, Mortierellaceae.
AUGGCCGACAACUCUCAGAACCUGAUCCUGUUCUGUCUUGUUGAAGGACUGCCCUCGUCCAGGGCAUUCGAGAUCGAGGUCUCUGAGAGACGUACCGUUGCUCACCUCAAAGACGCAAUCAAGCUCAAGAAACCCAACGAAUUCCGCGAUGUUGAUGCAAACGAGCUCACCCUCUACCGUGUCUCCAUUCAUGACGACGGUACCUUUCACGACAAGACGGAGCUGAACAACCCUAGAAAACGCCUCCUCGAGUUGUUUACCAAGAGUCCCGACGACAACACCUACAUAAUCGUCCAGCAACCCCUGCCAGCUCCCGGCUCCAUUCCUCUCUCGGAUCCUGGUAGUCCGCUGUCUGGAUCGCAGGGAAGUUUUUCGCUUCUGGAUCACCUGCCGCCACCUUUCUUGAGCGAUUUGUGCAAGGUCAUGAACAGCUUCCGCUUACUACUGGAAUCGUGCCUGGUUUGCCAAGACCCAGGGAACGUACCGAUCUUUGGGGUCUCAGGAUGUGGAAAAACCCGCAGCAUGAUGGAGCUGCUAUGUCGGCAAUGGGGAUUCUACUUCAAUGCUUCUGGGGAGGAUCUGGGGUCGGACGACAUGACCACUCUUCUGGCGCAGGUUGGAUCUCGUCUGGAAAAGGACCGCAAUGCGAACAACCGUUAUGCAAGGACGAUGACAUACCUGCUAUUCCUCUCUCGGCUUUUGAUCCUCCAGUUCUGCUUGAAAGUCCAGAACAGCAGCCGGUCUUUCACGAGCGCGAGAUGGACCCUUCUGCAGACUUGCCCUCACAUGUUCACAGACAUCUUCGAGCAUCUAUUCCAGAAAUUUCUCCCACUGCACCAGAGAUCCACCACUGAAGAAAGAGUCCUGAUGGAUAUUGUCCGAAAGGAGUUUCAGGUUACGCGGACCUGUCUUAUUGAGCAUGGAGGUGCACCCCAAUUUCUGGAUGGUACCAAACUCCUUGUCGCUCACGAUGAGGCGCAAAUUCUCGGAGAGGAAUCCUUUGGACGUUUUGAGUCGAUGAAUGGUGCCAAGGCGGACCGUCCACUUCUGUCCCCAAUCCUGCAUGGUUUUCGCAACAUCGAGGGCGCUAACGAACUUACGCUUUUGACAUCCGGCACAGGACUCAGCAUCUAUACUCUCACUUGGGCGCGGAGCGCGGGAUCCAUCCUAAAGCAUGAGCCGGAUGAUUUCGCCUACAUGGAGUUCCCCGGAUGGACCAAUCGGCAAUCAGUUGAAACCUACAUUGCUGGCCUGAGGAGCCUUUUGCAGGACGAGGAUGCGAAGCAAGCAUUGGACAUGCUCCUGCCAUCAGAGGCCAUCGACAUGAUGAUGGAAAGGCUUGUCGGUCGUUUUCGUCCAAUUGUGACCGUGAUUGAGAGCAAACACCACAAGAACCUGCAGGUUAUCAAAAGGCUUCCUACCGUUGAGAGAGUUUUAGGGCUACUCCUUUUUCAGCGGUAUAUGUUUGGGGCCGACAAGCUAGUCCUAAAGAACGCAGUACCAGAAUUGGUUGAGCGUGCUUUCGGCCGUAUCAAGAUCGUCGACGGAGAUGCGAGGACGGUCCUCGAUGAACCAUUCGCGCUUAAGGCUGCCGAAAACUAUUUCAGGAUGCUGGAUUCCAACUUCAUGGAGACCACGGAUUUCUGGAUGCAAGAAAUGAACAGCGCCUCAGCUCAAGGGUUCGCAUGGGAGCUCAUGAUGAUGAACGUUUUAACCGAGACUUUCAAGGCAAGCGCACUUUCCGACUGGUCGCAUGAACCCAAGAUAUCCUCUCUGUGUGCUACGCUGGAGGGGAAUGCGGAGAUUGUCGGUCUGGACGAUCAGGGGUUUCAAAGAGGAAUCACACAUGAGCACAUCUCGAUGGAGGAAUUCAUGGAGGCACAUGUCAACAACAACUCAAUGCGAAGCGACCAAACCGUUCCUCCCUUCUUCUUCCCCAAAGCCAAGCCCUCUGGACCUGACAUUGUCUUUUACAUUCGGGUCCAAGCUGCGAUUAUCCCCGUCUUUGUGCAGCUAAAACUCCGCCAAGUGCUUACGAAAGCAGAUUCGAACCGUGCUGUGGAGUCCGUCUCAAAACAAAAAGUCAAGAAGCACGUGAAGGACCUCGAUGAGUACUGUCCCGCCAAUGUCUACGUCAGCAUGAUUAUUGCGUACCCUGCCAAUGUGAUAGAUUCAAUGCGUCCACGGCCUGAUAUCGACUUCGAAGCCAUCGCUGCCAGACGUGCUUCCCUACGUCCAAGAUCAACGAAGAACUUCCACGACAACGAUCUGCAGCAGGUGACGAUCAGGAUUGACCAACGCAACUUUGCCAAGAUUUUUCCAAAGAGCCAUGUCGACUUCUUGGAUGGGAUUAAAACUCCGGUGAAGCGACCCGCCGUCGACAAGCAGGAACAGGACGAUCCCAAGAAAACAAAAUAG